Molecule: messenger RNA, 181 nt
Organism: Funneliformis mosseae
Lineage: Eukaryota; Fungi; Glomeromycota; Glomeromycetes; Glomerales; Glomeraceae
Source: the annotation of a GenBank genome assembly
ACAACUAUCUACAACACCUACACUUGCAUCAACUAAUGCCACGAAAAAACAACUAUCUACAACACCUACACCUGCAUCAACUGAUGCCAUGAAAAAACAACCAUCUUCAUCACCUAUACCUGCAUCAUCUGAUGCCACGAAAAAAUUAACUAUCUACAUCACCUACACCCGCUUCAACUGA